This is a messenger RNA of Geodia barretti, 350 nucleotides long. Lineage: Eukaryota; Metazoa; Porifera; Demospongiae; Tetractinellida; Geodiidae. The record is from the annotation of a GenBank genome assembly.
UACCGCGAUGGUGUUCACACUCGGAACGUUGUUUGAGGCUCUCCUGCUGCUCGUGAAUGCCGUAGCCAUACUGAACGAGGAGAGGUUUCUGGCAAAAGUGGGUUGGGGGAAGGACUACCGUAAUGAGGGGUUUGGAGGGCAGAGUGGGGCCAAGGUUCAGCUGGUAAACCUCAUCACUUCAGUACAGACACUCCUCAGAGUUCCCCUGGUUGCAAUAAAUAUCCUGGUCAUCGUUUAUGAACUCAUCUUGGGCUAGACUUGUAUAAUAAUUCAAUGAAUUUUUUAUCUGAGUCUACAUAGUUUGUUGAAUGUGCAACGCCCGAUGCUUAACCUCAAGUUUACCUAGCCUC